Messenger RNA from Spinacia oleracea (spinach), 740 nucleotides. Its product is annotated as ribosomal protein S14, mitochondrial. The coding region runs from base 127 to 561 and encodes 144 amino acids. Lineage: Eukaryota; Viridiplantae; Streptophyta; Magnoliopsida; Caryophyllales; Amaranthaceae. Gene Ontology annotation, biological process: translation. The record is from RefSeq and is a predicted model, not a curated record. Gene Ontology annotation, cellular component: ribosome; small ribosomal subunit. Gene Ontology annotation, molecular function: structural constituent of ribosome. The transcript has 2 exons.
UUUACGAAUAAAGCCCAAAUAAACAAACAAACAAACCUCUUUGAAGUUCCUCUUUCCCAAAAGAAUUUCAAGAAUUUCACUAGAAAUUCAGAUCCCAACCCCCCCGGAAAUUUAAACUGAUAGAAAAUGUUCAAGCUGAUCGGAAAUUUUCUGGGCAAAGUUCCACUUACGCAAUCAGCUCCGCAAUCUAAUUUUAUCUCCCCACUUGUUCAUGAAUUCCAAUGCACUAGAGGGUUUUCUACUGGAAUAGGCGCUUAUGUUGGAGAUAAACGAAACAUACUAGACUACCAGCGUAGGCAGCUAGCAUCCAAAUACGAGCUGAGGCGAAAGUUAUACAAAGCACUGUGCAGAGAUCCCGAACUUCCUCCAAACAUGAAAGAGAAGUUCCGGUACAAGCUGUCAAAACUGCCAAGAAACAGUGCCUUCAACCGACUGAGGAACCGCUGUAUCUUCACAGGUCGUUCUCGUGCUGUGUAUGAGAAAUUCAGGAUGUCCCGUAUUGUGUUCCGUGAGUUGGCAUCUCAGGGCCAAUUGCAGGGUGUUAAGAAAUCAUCCUGGUAAUCACCAUAUGUUCUGAUCAAACAGUUACUGGGAAAAUUCUGCUUUGAAAUUUCUAUAAUCAGCAGAGUACAAUUGCUCAUGUCUUCUUUUUUCUUCUUUUCAUCUUCAUUACGAUAGCUUUGUGCUUCGGGUAAAUGGUUUAUUUUGUUGCUCAGUUGAUUAGUUAAACUUAUACUUCA